GGUUAGGAAAUCUUUACAUGACGACGUGAUGUUUUUAGCAAGGUCAUGGGUCAGUUGUUAUACAAAAUAUACAAAGCAAUCAAUAGGUUUCACUCACAAUUUCAAUACAUUUUUUUCUUAGCUAUUGCUUCAAUGAGCAAUACAAUCUACCAAGCAGGCAAUGAGAGAAAACAAUGCUCCUCAGCUGUUUUCUCCUCCCUUGACCUUUUCAGAGAGGUAUAAAAGAGAUUUAAACACAGCCAUCACAUAAUUAUCAAGAGCAAAAAGAAAAUUCAGAAGGUCAAUGAUGAACUAUUAUUCAAGCAUGAUUUUAAAACAUCUGUCACACGUGACGCCAUAACUUCCGGUCGGGAAAAGUUUCGAUUCUGCGCUGACCGCCUCUCUAGUUGACCUGAGGCUGCGCGGAUCUCAUGGCUGCCAUCUACCUCAGCCACUCGUGUGUUCUUAUUUUGAUGACUUUUAGUGUGAGCUAUUCGGGUGAAAGUUGUGAAGUGAACAUCCUCAGCCCAGUCGGGAAGACACAGAAAAUGUCUGUCAAUGACUGGUUUAAUGCGACGUUCAGCCUGGAUAAAUGUGGAGACCAAACAUAUCUUAUCACCGUAGAAAGAAAGGAACAAAAUCACCCAGUGAUUCUCUGUAGAAUACAUCACAACAAAAUGUGCAUCAAAACAAGUAAUCAAGCUAUAUACUCAUGUCGCUGUGUCAGUCCCUCGGGUCCUGUGGAAUUCUCGGAAAAACUGGUGAGACCUGGCAAUGUGGAGUACAGGUGGAGAUGGACUGACUUGACUUCAGGAAAAAAUAGCGAGAAGGAGAUGUUUGUUUUUGUCAUAGACAAGGAGUCGGUCAGCGGUAUGACGACAAUGAAGUUUGUUAUCAGUGCACUUUGUAGUUUCGUCCUCGUUGUAGUUGCUGUCAUUCUUCUUUCCACCUUCUGCAAGAAGCUACAGUUGCCAACAACAACUAAACACAGGAAGGUGCAGCUAACACCAUGGGGCUGCACACAACUGGGGCAACGGGACCAUAAUAAUCCACCUCCCGCCGUCACCGUAAGGAGCCGGGAAGAAAGCAGGUGUGAAAACCCAGUGAAUGUAGAAGAUGUCUAUGACAGAGCGAUCCACGAUCCCAGACGAAAUCCACCCGGACCCCGUCGGGUGGAACAGCAGGCGCAGAUGGAGAUGUUCACAAACGAGCUGUACGAGGAGAAAGCUUUGUAGAGUCCGUCAUUAGUUUCUCUGUUUGUUUGUUUGCUUGUUUGUUUGUUUGUUUGUUUGUUUGUUUGUUUGUUUGUUGUUUGUUUGUUUGUUUUGUUGUAGUUCCUUUGCUCAGUUUACGGAACUGAACAACAACAUAUGCUGACAGGUUCUUCUACACGUGUUGUGUACACCAGGUGUCGGAAUUUAGUAACUGUGAAAGACAUUCUCGUGUACAUCUGUUUCCAAGUAAAGAACUACUUAUUACAAUAUAGAUUCCAUGCACAAGAAAUAAAACUACAGGUAUGAAUAUAAUUAUAUUAUCAUCGACAAUGUGUAACCAGAUACAACCAGUCAGCUGUUCGUUCUUUACAUUUUGUACGGAUUGAAGUGGUUUGGUGACAGCAGAUCAGUAAAGUUUUUCUC
This is a messenger RNA of Pomacea canaliculata, 1616 nucleotides long. RefSeq lists its product as uncharacterized. Bases 411 to 1214 code for a protein of 267 amino acids. The record is from RefSeq and is a predicted model, not a curated record. The transcript is spliced from 6 exons. Lineage: Eukaryota; Metazoa; Mollusca; Gastropoda; Architaenioglossa; Ampullariidae.